Paramecium primaurelia is the source of this 199-nucleotide messenger RNA. NCBI's taxonomy places the organism in Eukaryota, Ciliophora, Oligohymenophorea, Peniculida, Parameciidae. The record is from the annotation of a GenBank genome assembly.
AUGUCAUAUAAUUAUAUUGUGUAAAAAUCUUAUAUCAAUAAAGUAUAUAAAUAAUUUAUAAAAAUAGUGUAAAAACAGUAUAAAUUUUACUUUAAAAAAUGAUAAUUAAAAUUAGAAAUUUCAAUAGAGAGUCGGUAAAAUUAGAAUGCCAUUAUAGAAAUGUGAAGGGUUGGAGACAAAAAUUUGUUAGAAGGAAUGA